GCUCGGAGUGGGGAGGGGGGUGCAUGAAGUUCUGUGAUACCUCCGGACUCUGUGCCGCGGAUGUUUUAAAGUUUGCUUCCUCCUCGCGGAGCUCCGGGACGCUCUGCAGCUGCAGCUUCGGAGGCAGAGAGCGGAUCGAGGAGAGAAGCUGCGGGUCAGAGACAGGAUUUAUGUCCAGCCAAACAUGCAACGGAUGAAGAUCUGAUCCAGAGACUCCUCAUUGUCCACUCAGAAUGGCGUCCUCCCCUGGACUGAGCCCUGACCCUCUGCCCAUGCUUCAGCUGCAGGAGACAGACGCAGUCAAAGAACCAGACAGACCUGCCUCUCCUGGACUCCUCCCCACCAUGUACAGUCCUCCAGUGGGCUUAGACAGUCACACUGUCUGCAUCCCCUCUCCUUAUACGGACAGUAGUCAUGACUACCAUGGACACGGACCCUUGACUUUCUACAGUCCAUCUGUCCUGGGCUAUACCAGGGCACCUAUAACAGACAGUCCGUCCUCCCUGUGCCCCCCACUUAGCCCCUCUACGUUUUGGCCUUCCUACAAUCACAGCACACCUUCUCUUACUCUGCACUGCACCCAGCCACUUGUCUACCAUGAAACCAGCCCCCAUGGCCCCUGGUUGGAGUCCAAACCCCACAGCCUGAACCCCAGCAGCUGCAGCAAGCUGCUGGGGAGGAAGUCAGAAGAAGAAGCAGAGGGAGGGAAGUCCUCCUCUUGCUCAUCCUCUGUAGGGAAAGCAGACAUGCACUUCUGCGCCGUCUGUCAUGACUACGCAUCUGGCUACCACUAUGGCGUGUGGUCGUGUGAGGGCUGCAAAGCUUUUUUCAAGAGGAGUAUCCAAGGACACAACGACUACAUUUGCCCUGCAACAAACCAAUGCACUAUAGACAAGAACCGUCGUAAAAGCUGCCAGGCCUGCCGCUUACGGAAAUGCUACGAAGUGGGCAUGAUGAAGUGUGGUGUGAGGCGUGAACGCUGCAGCUACCGCGGGGCCCGGCAUCGCCGUGGAGGGCCCCACCUUAGAGAUGCAUCAGACAGAAGUUUGAUGAGGGUCGGGAUGGCUCCACGCGCUCAGCGUCUUCCCCCACUGGACCUGCCUCUCUCCCCGCCGGCUCAGCUCAGCCACGCUAACCCGACGGCCAUGACCCCUGAGGAGUUCAUCUCCCGGAUCAUGGAGGCAGAACCGCCUGAGAUCUACCUGAUGGAGGACCUGAAGAAGCCCUUCACUGAGGCCAGCAUGAUGAUGUCUCUCACCAGCCUGGCAGACAAGGAGCUGGUGCUCAUGAUCAGCUGGGCCAAAAAGAUCCCAGGCUUUGUGGAGUUGAGUCUAGCAGACCAGAUCCACCUGCUGAAGUGCUGCUGGCUGGAGAUCCUGAUGCUGGGCCUUAUGUGGAGGUCUGUGGACCAUCCUGGGAAGCUCAUCUUCUCUCCGGACUUCAGACUCAGCAGGGAGGAGGGACAGUGUGUGGAGGGCAUCAUGGAGAUCUUCGACAUGCUCCUAGCAGCAACCUCUCGUUUCCGGGAGCUGAAGCUGCAGAGGGAGGAGUACGUCUGCCUUAAGGCCAUGAUUCUCCUCAACUCUAAUCUGUGCAGCAGCCCCCCACAGACGGCCGAGGAGCUGGAGAGCAGGAACAAGCUGCUGAGUCUUCUAGACUCUGUCAUUGAUGCUCUGGUUUGGGCCAUUUCCAAACUGGGGCUUUCCACCCAGCAACAGACCCUUCGCCUUGGCCAUCUCACCAUGCUGCUCUCCCACAUUCGCCACGUCAGCAACAAAGGUAUGGACCACCUGUCCACCAUGAAGAGGAAGAACGUGGUGCUGGUGUACAACCUCCUCCUGGAAAUGCUGGAUGCCAACACAUCCAGCAGCAGCCAAACGGCGGCGUCUUCCUCCGAUGCCUACGGUGACCUACAGGAGCACCAGCCUCCUCCUUCGUUUUACCUGCAGGCUGAUCUAGAUCAGAACCUCACUACCCAUCCAGGUUCUGAUGGUCCAGUGGCACCUGAUGAGGACCACGCCAUGGUCAGGCACCUGCAGGCUCGAGGCCUCCUGUCCUCUCCUCUGUCUCAAAUGAAAAGCGAGAGCUAUGUCGCUGCAGCUCAGUGGUCACUGGACGGAGGGGAUGAGCCCCUAGGUUACAUCAUCCCUGAUCGGGUUGCCAUGGAAACCACCUCACAAAAUAAGUGAAAAAUCCAGAAAAGGAAAUGGACAAAGAGUUGUUGUUCAGAUGUUGUUUCGACUGUAGCGGGUUUAGUGGUCAGUAUUUUCUGUGGACGUUGAUGAGAACUUGGUCCAGUUCUGGGUUCUGUUCUCUCCAUUUUGCUGAAACAUCCAGAACAUCUGUGAAGCUGCAUGCUGACCAUCCUGGAGGACCUUGCACUACUUCUUUCUGUACUCUGAUAUGAACCUGCAGCCUGUUGUGUGUCGGUGGAGCAGCUCUGAGCUCUGUGGCCUUUUACCAAAGUGACUGUUAAGACCUUCUCUGAUGCUUUGCUUCCACUAAGGCUGAAUUUAUACAAUCAAACUUCAACUCUUUUCUUUUCUUUUUUUUUACAUCUUUAAAGCUAAAACUAAAACACCUGAUCAGCUGGAUGAGCUCCUGGAGCUGAGAGGAUCUCAUCUACCUCCAUCACCUUGGAUCUCCUCUCUGCUGAAGGUGUUUCCAUAAGGAGAAGAAUUGUCGACAGAAACCUGAAGCUGGUCUCUAAAUGAGCAGAACCAGCAUGUUCUGGGUGCAUCCAAAGAUUCUGGAGGAAGGCUGUCAGUAGCCAUCUUCUGACCUGCAGCAGGUCUGGAUCUGCUGGUCCCACAGGCUCCCAGAUCGAAUGAGUUCUGAUGCUGCUCAGAACGGAGUGGGUGGAGCUUCACCUUCACAAAGCAGCUCAGACCAACUGGACAAGUUCUUACUGGUUCUGCAUCUCCUGGGUGUUCAGGCUGAUUCUCCUCCUGGAAGGUGGAUCUCCAGCCCGUCUAAGAAAACAGGGCAUGAAGACCAGUACUGGGACCAGGCGUGAAGUUCUGGUGAGGUCAUAACCAUCCCCUGAACUUUUCUGGUCUCUGCUUCCUGAGUUUUAAUCCCAACUCUCCGAAGUCCUCAAACAUGUAGAGUUUUAAAGAUGAAGGUGCUUUUUGGAGCUCAGUGUAAAUUCAGCCUUUGGCAGCAUUUCAUCUGACCUUUGACCUUUCUAUCACAUGCAUGAACCCGUCUGAUCCAAUCAGAGAACUUUACUGUUUAUAUGUUACUGAUGUUAACGUCCGUCAGAAUCCAGAACCAGAGCAAACAGAGCAGAACAUCAACCCGGUUUAUUAAGUGUUAUAAAUAAAGCAACUUUUUACA
Molecule: messenger RNA, 3339 nt
Organism: Cyprinodon tularosa
Lineage: Eukaryota; Metazoa; Chordata; Actinopteri; Cyprinodontiformes; Cyprinodontidae
Product: estrogen receptor beta-like
Exons: 10
Coding region: 234-2189 (651 amino acids)
Biological process (GO): estrogen receptor signaling pathway; cellular response to estradiol stimulus; regulation of DNA-templated transcription
Cellular component (GO): nucleus
Molecular function (GO): zinc ion binding; sequence-specific DNA binding; nuclear estrogen receptor activity
Source: RefSeq, a predicted model, not a curated record